Molecule: messenger RNA, 2623 nt
Organism: Linum tenue
Lineage: Eukaryota; Viridiplantae; Streptophyta; Magnoliopsida; Malpighiales; Linaceae
Source: the annotation of a GenBank genome assembly
CCACUCUCUCUUUCCAUCACUUAUCCUACGCACCAUCUCUUCUUCCCUUUCUUUUCACUUUACUUUACCCUGCUUCUUCUUAUCUAUCCUGUACAAUCUCCAUCACAGUGGUCGCUCGCUAGUUGUUAGUCACUCCUCUUCCUUUCUUCCCUUCCUUCCCCACCAUUUUCUUCCCGAGGUGGACCUUUCAUUCCUUUCCCGCUGGCUACCCAACAAAGGCCAGCGAUUCUGAUUGCUACCAGAACCGGAAAAAAACAACCCCAAAGAAAGCUACAGGUUUUUUUUUCCUUCUUCUCCUUCUUCUUCCUUAUACCGUUAAUUUCCAACAAGUUCUUCUUCUUCCACACCCCGCAUUUCUCUGCUUCAUCGCCCAACAAAACUGCCUCUGCAUUGCCGCCAAUUCCUGUUUUCACCGCUUGAUCGGGCGGUUUCUCGAUGGAAUUCGGGUACCCAAUUGGAGUUUUGAUCGUUUGCAGAUCUGGAUUUACUUCCCGGAACUGAAGGAAGGGAGCUUUCUGCAGUUUGAUUCAAUGCGGGAAGCUUGAAGAAGGCGAAAGGGAAGAAAAGGGAAAUCGCCGAUUUUUAUGGUAAUUUCCCGAUCAAUGUGGGUUCUGAUUUAGGGAAGUUAAUUGUUGAAAUAAUUAUCGGGAUGGAAGUUUUUGAAUCGCGGAAGAUCGUAGCUCUAGAUUCGGCCAAACGCCUCCCAUUAGCACCAGCGGAAAGGAACCGCAACGCGCCACCGCCCGCCGCCGUCGCCACUCGCCGUCCAAGGAGAGAUGUUAACGCCAGGUACAAAUCCCCAACCCCAUCAUCUCCUUCUACCACCACGGCCGCCGGCGCCGCGCGCCGGUUCCCUUCCCCAAAUGUCUCCGUCGCCAGAGUACUUCCUUCAUCCUCUCCCAAGAGAGCCCUAUCCGCCGAGCGCCGACGGCCAUCUCCCACCCCAAUUUCGCCUCGCACGGCGUCCACUCCGGUCAAGGAUUCCGCCGCCGUCGAAGCUCAGGCGACGGCUAGUGCUAGGAGGCUGAGUACUGGUGGCGGUGGGGCUCGGUUGCCGGAGAGCUUGUGGCCUUCCACGAUGAGAAGUCUCAGUGUGUCAUUUCAGUCUGAUAGCAUUUCGAUUCCGGUGAGCAAGAAGGAGAAAGAGAAGGAGAAGCCAAUUGAUCGGACGUUGAAGCCAUCCUCCAAUGUAGCUUCUCCGAAACAUGUCGAAUCGAGGAAGCAGCAGCAGCAGCAGACGCCGGAGAGGAAAAGGAGCCCUCUGAGAGGCAGGAAUUCUUCUUCAUCACAACGUGAUCAUCAGUCUGAGAAUGCUAGACCAGCAGCAGUAGAUCAUAGCUUACGUACGACGACGAAGAUGAUUGAUCAGCAUAGAUGGCCAAGUAGGGUUAGUGGGAGAGCGAAUUCGAUGUCCAUGAACAAGAGUGUUGAUCUUAGUGAUAUCAAGUCAAUGAGAGGCUUAGCCACUCCUUCAGUUGUUCCAAUUGGGACCUCCACCCUCAGGAAGAUGCAGUCCUUAGGAUUGCCUGAUGAUGAUGGUGGUGACACCAAUGUGAACGUGGGCAGGCCUUUGCAGAAAUCGUCUAGUGAUGCUGCGACUCGAAUGUAUUCGCCAGAGGAUGAGAAGGAGAAGCCCGGGAUGAAGGCGUUCGAUGAGGUUCUGGAGCAGUUAUCGAGAACGGAGAAGUUGGUUUCGGCCAAUUUGCCUGAUAGAAUGGUGUAUCUACCCUCAGUGAGGACUCACUCGUCGUUGCCUAGCCCUAGGUCUUCGAGGCCAGCGUCACCAAGCAAGGGCUUGGGCUCGGGGGUGGGGAGUAGAGGUGGGAGUCCAUGUCGAACGAGACCAUCCACGCCUCCUUCUUCAAGGGGAGUUAGUCCGUCUCGGGGGGCAGUGUCGAGUCCUUUAUCUUCAUCGUCAGCCUUUGGUUCGAAUUCAGUUCUGAGUUUUAUAACAGAUUACAAGAGAGGGAAGAGGAGUGCUAGCUACAUUGAAGAUGCACAUCAGUUGAGGCUGGUUCACAACCGGUUCUUGCAGUGGAGGUUUGCUAAUGCUCAACAAGAGGCUGUUCUUUACGUUCAGAACGUGAACACUGAGACAACUUUAUGCGACGUAUGGAAUACUACGCAAUCGCUUUGGGAUACAGUAAUUCGGAAGAGAAUUGAUCUACAGCAACAGAAGUUGGAGCUCAAGUUAAAUGCAAUCUUAAACGAUCAAAUGGCAUACCUAGAUGAUUGGGGAUUACUUGAAAGAGACCACAUUAGCUCACUAACGGGAGCUGUUGACGAUUUGGAGGCAAGCACUCUUCGCCUUCCGGUGGCUGGAGGAGCAAAGGCAGAUUUAGAACCCCUAAAGCUUGCUGUUUGCUCAGCCGUUGAUGUAAUGCAGGCAAUGGGAUCUUCCAUAUGUUACUUGCUCUCCAAGGCGGAGGCAAUGAAUCGAUUUGUUACAGAUCUUGCAAUCAUAUCAGCACGAGAGAAAUCAAUGCUUGCUGAAUGUGAAGCCGUAUUGGCAUCAACAGCAGCCAUGCAGAUAGAAGAGGGCAGCAUUAGGACACAUUUGAUACAAAUGAGACAGGCUCUGGAAAACCAAGCAAUGUUGACUACAAGAACACAUCAAUGGUGA